AUGCACUCGUCAUUCGAUAAUAAUCGGCAACUGAUGACCGGCGCUCGCGCGGUGUCGCUCCCGAGCGGCGCCGCGCCGCUCCUCAACCCCGCGGAUGCAGUGUGCUAUGCAAAUAAUGCACACAGUAACGAUAAACGCACACAUCGUUCUUUGCAACCGGUUUUGUUGUCCACCGCGCUAAUCGAAGUACGAACUCGAAAUAAUGUUUAUUUACUCGCAAAUGCAUUAUUAGAUAACGGAAGCGAACGCAGUUUUAUAACCGAAGCCUUUAGUAAAAAACUAGGGGUAGAAUUCUUACAGUCCACUCACGAAAUAAGAGGUGUAGGUAAUUCAGUGACGCAAUGCACGAAAUCAUGCGACAUUGAGAUUAAAUCGCGCAUAUCUACCUACACUACUAAACUACAUUGUUUCAUAUUGCCGCUAAUUUCAAGUACGUUGCCCGCUGUACAUUAUGAACGCGCGAAGUUUCGUAUACCUAAUAGUUUACAGCUGGCAGACCCGCAUUUUCUUAAUUCUCGAAAAAUAGAUAUUUUAAUCGGCGCAGAUAUAUUUUGGGAAUUAAUACACGAAGGUAAUAUAAGGUUACCUAACGGACCUUAUUUACAAAAUACGCAUUUAGGCUGGAUAAUAUCGGGACCUAUCGUAUUUAAUACGCGCAACGAUAGGCUUAUUCAGUGUAAUUUCACGCAAUCGAUAGACACGCAAUUACGCCAAUUCUGGGAGAUCGAGCAGCUGCCUCGGGAUCGGGAUACACGCACAGAUGCUGAGCGUGCUUGCGAAGAACUGUUCACUCGUACUACGACGCGCAAUGACGAGGGACGGUUUAUUGUUAGCAUACCUCUUAAGUCAUCACCCGAUCUUUUGGGCGAAUCACUUCCACAGGCGGAACGACGCUUCCUAGCGUUAGAAAGGCGGUUAGAACGCGCGCCCGCUUACAAAAAAUUAUACGCAGAUUUUCUUCAUGAAUAUGAGAGCCUAGGUCAUAUGACUCGCGUUUCGACCUACGGAACCCCUCAUUAUUUUAUGCCGCAUCACGGCGUAUUUCGCGAAAAUCACUCGACUACUAAACUUCGAGUUGUUUACGAUGCUGGGGCCGUUUCUAGCACGGGAAUCAGCUAUAAUGACCUACAGUUGGUAGGCCCGCCUAUUCAAGGCGACCUAAUUUCAAUUAUAUUGCGCUUCAGGCAACAUCGGUACGUCGCAUGCGCAGACAUCGAAAAGAUGUACCGACAGUGCCUUGUUGAUGAAAAGCAGCGAGAUCUUCAGCUGAUUCUCUGGCGCGACGAAACCACGCAGCCACUCGGUGUCUAUCGACUCAACACGGUCACCUACGGAACCGCGUCCGCGCCGUUUUUAAGUUGUCGCUGCCUAAAACAACUUGCAUGCGAAGCAACCAAUCCCGAAGUGUCGCGAAUCAUCAAUGAAGAUUUUUACGUCGAUGACAUGAUCACGGGUUCUCACGACAAAGAAACAUUAUUAAAAUUGUGCGAAGAAACAACCAAGACGUUGCAAGCUGGUUGUUUCCCACUACGCAAGUGGAUUUUCAAUUUUACGUGUGAACCCGAGAUGACGUCAUCGUCGUGCGCUUCUAAGCAAAUACUCGCGGAAAAUACAAAUCACAAAACAUUAGGUAUUGGUUGGCUUAAUGACAGCGACGAAUUUUAUUUCAAUACAGAAUUUGAGUCUAGGAAUGAACCUAUAACUAAACGCAUAAUUCUAUCAUACGCAUCUCAAAUUUUCGAUCCACUGGGGAUUUUAAGUCCAUUUAUCUUGCCUGCAAAAAUGUUAUUACAACACUUGUGGUUAUUAAAAUUGGACUGGGACGACAUCGUACCUACUGACAUCGCGCGUCAGUGGAACCGGUUUCUCGCUUCGCUGUCGAUCCUAAAAACGAUACGUGUUCCUCGAUAUGUCAUGGAUAUUGAUCCUAUAUCUACCGAGAUGCAUAUUUUUAGCGACGCUUCUCAAACCGCAUACGGCGCGUGCGUUUAUAUAAGGACCGUAAGCGCUAAUACGGUCAAAGUGCAAUUGCUCUGUUCUAAAGGGAAGGUUGCACCGCUAAAAACCGUCAGCAUCCCACGGUUAGAGCUUCUCGGUGCUCUAGUGGGCGCUCGCCUUUAUAACAAGGUUCGCGAUUCACUUCACUGCAACUUCGAUCACGUAAUAUUUUGGACGGACUCGACAAUUGUCUUAGGUUGGCUGCGCAUGCCGCCACGAUUGUUAAAUACGUUCGUUCAAAAUAGGACAAUAGAAAUUCACGAUUUGACGAAGGAUCUCCCGUGGCGUCAUGUAAGCGGGAAGGAGAACCCAGCUGAUCUCGUUUCGCGUGGGGUUGUGAAUCUCGAGGAGCUCUCUUCGUCUAAUUUGUGGUGGGAAGGGCCAGCCUUCCUUCGUGACAGUGAAUUUGACUGUGAAAACGUACCUCCCUUUUACACGCACGAAGAUCAGUCAAAUGACUUACCUGAAAUAAAGGGUAGUGACGUCACCGCGUUAGUAGCCCAGGAUAGGCCGAGCUCUGAAGAUGGAUCUAUUAUCGAUUUCCAACGAUUCUCUCGGUUCAGCCGGCUGAGACGCUCAACUGCUUAUGUUUUACGGUUUUUACAUAAUACGCGCAAUAAACUUAAUAAGCGGUCGAGCGUUCUUACCGUCGAUGAACUGAGAGAAGCCGACAACUUGUUGGUUAGGCUGUCUCAACUGGAAUCUUUUCCAGUUGAGUACAAGUCAAUAGCCAACAAUCGCGCGCUAAAAAAUAAACAUAAUUUAAGUAAAUUAAAUCUGUUUAUUGAUGACAAUAAACUGUUGCGAGUUGGCGGCAGGUUGGACUAUUCAGAGUUCGACUAUAAUAAAAAACACCCAAUUUUACUGUCAGGCAAACAUCAUUUUACGCUUCUUCUUUUUCGCCACGAACACAAAUCCUUGCUACACGCAGCUCCGCAGGCGCUUCUUUUUCACCUUCGUGAAUCUUGGUGGCCAAUCGCAGGCAGAAAUCUCGCUAGAAAGGUAGUUCAUGACUGCGUGGUGUGUAAGCGCCUGCGAGGUCAAACACUUACCCCUCUGAUGGGAAAUCUUCCCAGCGAGAGGAUCACACCCACUUUUCCGUUCUUUCGAUGCGGCGUUGACUAUGCCGGCCCAGUGUUCGUGUUGACCAGAAAAGGUAGGGGAGCUAAAACUACAAAGGCAUACAUUUGCAUUUUUAUAUGCCUCGUUACGCGCGCUGUGCAUUUAGAGCUGGUGAGUGAUCUUACUACUAAAGCGUACUGUCUCACACUCAACCGCUUUGUCUCACGCAGGUCAAAACCCGCUGAAAUGUGGUCUGAUAAUGGCCGCACCAUGGUCGGACUUAAAAACGAAUUCGCGCAAUUUUUAGAACGCUGUAGUUCUGACAUUAUUGAAUACGCAAAUCAACAAAAAAUUAAAUUUAAAUUCAUAGUGCCGUAUGCCAGCCACUUUGGUGGACUGUGGGAACGUGGAGUACAGUCGUGCAAGUACCACCUUCGCCGCGUGGUCGGUAACGCGCAUCUCACAUACGAAGAGUUCAGCACAGUAUUAGCACAAGUUGAAGCUGUCCUGAAUUCUCGUCCCCUCUCCCCAAUGUCUUCCGAUCCUAACGACUUCCUUCCUCUUAGUCCUGCUCAUUUCCUGGUUGGCCGUACGCUCACCGCACCUGCCUACGACAACCUGGUGGAUACGCCCACGCAUAGACUCGAUCGGUACCAGAGGGUGGAGCAAAUUCGACAACACUUUUGGAGACGCUGGUCGAAAGAAUACAUAUCCGAGCUGCAAACACGGACGAAGUGGAGACAAAACACGCAAGACCUCAAACCCAACACUAUGGUCAUCAUCAAAGAGGACAACUUCCCGCCGUUGAAAUGGCAUCUCGGACGAGUCAUCAGAAACAUACCUGGGAAGGAUGGAAUCUCAAGAGUCGCGGAAAUACAAACUGCAUCCGGGCUUGUGAGGCGAGCUUACGCAAAGAUCUGCCCAUUAGUCGACCCUGAUGACGACAGUCUUGGAAGCCAAGAGCUCCAAGGCCGGGGGCAUGUUGCGGCGUCGUAGAUCGGAACGCUGACCGCGGGCGUGGGCCAACCUGAUUGGUCCACGUAGCUGUGUCGUCGACUUUUUCAAAACGUCAAUUCAAAUGGACAUUCGACUUUCGCUUUUCGUUUAUAUAAUAACAUCGUUGUUUUCCAAAUUCGCACUUGUAAUCGCUAAUUAGUUUUGAUUAAACCAAAAUAUCAAAAGUUCUCUUUUUUCUUCAAAUACCAAGCGC
Molecule: messenger RNA, 4270 nt
Organism: Maniola jurtina (meadow brown)
Lineage: Eukaryota; Metazoa; Arthropoda; Insecta; Lepidoptera; Nymphalidae
Exons: 1
Coding region: 1-4056 (1351 amino acids)
Biological process (GO): DNA integration
Molecular function (GO): nucleic acid binding
Source: RefSeq, a predicted model, not a curated record